Molecule: messenger RNA, 1320 nt
Organism: Heterobasidion irregulare TC 32-1
Lineage: Eukaryota; Fungi; Basidiomycota; Agaricomycetes; Russulales; Bondarzewiaceae
Exons: 8
Coding region: 1-1320 (439 amino acids)
Source: RefSeq, a predicted model, not a curated record
AUGGGAGCAGUGUGCUCGGCCUCUGCCAGGGCUGCAAUCCGCACAAGAUUCGUCAAGUACACUAUAUGCAUGGGUUGUGGCUCUAAUCGGUACAAGUCACAACGUGCCCUCACCGUUCACCAAAAGAGGUGCAAAGGCUACAAAGACUUCGGGCGAGAGGUAGAUGCGAGUAAGCGCGCGUAUGUAGAGAAGUUGGAGAGAGAAAAGGCUUUGAAAAGGGCGAUGUUAGUAGACGAACACUCACAGGUGCCAUCGUCGUCAUCGUCGCAUGCACCACAGUCGAACGAUGUCCCGAUCUCUGAUAACGACACGAUGAUUGAGACGCAAAAUGCAACGGGCCUUCUGGCAGCCGCACCAGACAACUCGACCACUAUUCCCAUGGCAAGAUCAAUACGUUCUGGCCGUUCCUCUCGCUUCCCUGCGCAAUACAAGGAUUUCCUGCCAUCUUCACUCACUCUUCCGCAUAUCCCCAAGCUACCACCCCGACUUCCACCUCCGGAGUGCGGCCCUUCUCCAUCCCCCGAACUACCUGCUGCCAUGCCCACCACAGCUCCUCCUGUCUACAACCUGACAAGUUUGGUGCAUUGCCGCUAUGCUAGGCUACACAUGUCAUAUAUCCCGAACAAGAAUUUUUCGCUCAGUGAAAUAUAUGAUGUAUCUGACUCAGUGUCAAUUGAUGGUCUGACGCCAGUUCCCACGCAGCAUUGCAUCCAGCACCUCAAACAUCAGCAUCAACGAUGGGAUCGCAACCAGCACUUGAACAGUGCCGAACUCGACCGGCUUGCCACAAUAAUUCAAGACGCCUCGCUUCAACAAGGAGCAUCUCAAGUCGCUUUCUCGUUCAAAAGCAAGAGCAAAGGCAUCGACCCUUACCUGGCGCAAGGGUACCUUUCCGAUCCGAGGACGGUUGCUUCGCUGUGGCCAUUUUACACGAUGUUCGGUGCAAAGUUAAAGUAUGAUCUUGGCAAGCCGAGCAUGCAUGUCAUCUUCUUGCAUACUUCCCUCUGGCGACUCACGCACGCGUACGAGCACGACAUGAUUGUUCGCUGUGGCGAUGGCGCACAGCGUGGUGUAUCUGCGCGCCUGUUUGAUUACACUGCAAACUAUCCUGAAAGGUGGGUCCUUUUGCCCGCUCGAGCUCGGGGCGCCACCGCGACUGACGACAUCGGCUCGCUUGCAGCGCAUGCUCUGCAGCUCGAGACAGACACUGUAUUGUCUCGCAUGCGCUCCGUGAGGAGCGAGAACCACCAGGGAGGAGAUCUGACUCGCAUGCGCGAUUUCUUCAGAGAACGCCUCGCUGUGUUGCGCGACGAGCGCUGA